CGAAAGAGUUACAUCUAAAUAAAAACUUAAUAAUAUUAAGAUGGAAAAUAAUUACUAUGAGUCUGAAAUUUAUUGCCCCAGAUUGGAAAGUUUGGGUUACGUUGUAGCUACAGCAAAUAUUUUAGACAAACAUGAUCGAUCAGCACCGUCAGAUUACCACUGGAAAAUUCUAAAGUGCAGAAUGAUUAUAUUUUCACACUCGGGCGUGUUAGCGAGCCCAGAUAGGAAUGACGUUAAAAAAGUUCACAUUGUGUUUCCUCGGUAUGGUGAUGAAUAUGACCGCUUGAACUCAUUGUUCUCAAAAUUUUCUCUUUUACAAGAUGGCGAAAUUCGACACGUUGACAUUCAUGUGUAUCUCGAAUGUUUUCGUUACACGGUAGCGGCGAAGAUAGCGCCGCUGUGGAACACUAUCGGAUACAAUUACUUAAUAAAUAAUAGAGAAUUUCUUACGGCAUCUGGUCCACAGGAUGGGCUCAAGUACUCCAUGAAUGCUAAUAGUAAUUCUGACGCUAUCGUUCUGCAGCUGAAGCCGAUAAAAAUAAAUCUUCUGAGAUCAAAUGAUAUAUUCUUUCCGGGUGAAUGUGUAAGAGUAUUGCCAAGCCUCAACAAAGCUACAGUAGAAGAAUUCUACGAAAAUCUUCCUAAAAUAGGAGAUUUCAAAUCUUACAAGGACUUGCGUCGCCAUUGGAAAAACAUUCACGGCUAUCGUUUACCUGAAGAGGAGAGAUCCUACUAUUCAGUUAGGUUCUGGCGAGGAGAUCCGUUGACAUACCCGGACAUAUGUCUGCUGCGAUUGUUUCCAACAAUUACACCGAUUCUUAAGUCGGCCGAAAAUGUCGUUCUUGAAAAGUUUUUAUGUCAUCUGAAACAUAAGAUGCCUACAAUAUUACGAACGCCGCUAGAAAUAAUCGGACGUCCAAAUAUGCCUGUCAACGAAACGUUUCUGGACACGCAGGCAGUGAGUUUAUGUACGCCAACACAAAUUACUCCAAGAAAAUUUUGAAAUAUUUCGUAUAGACUUCGAUUAAUACAAUAUUGAAACACCAAUAAUAUUUUCAUUUAUUAUUUGUCAUAAAAAUGUUAUAAAUUACAUAACUCAUUAAAAUUUCAUAUACUUACGUCA
Leptidea sinapis is the source of this 1123-nucleotide messenger RNA. RefSeq lists its product as uncharacterized. Bases 41 to 1003 code for a protein of 320 amino acids. The transcript has 8 exons. Lineage: Eukaryota; Metazoa; Arthropoda; Insecta; Lepidoptera; Pieridae. The record is from RefSeq and is a predicted model, not a curated record.